AUGUCUACUCUGUACUCAACAACUCGAUUAACACUCUUUUCGACCACCUUUUGGGAAGUUCUUCCCUCACAUUACGACAAGAUCAUAACACGCUGGUCUAAGAUUGCACACCUGCAUCACGAAGCAAAGUCCGACAUAUUAGCCACUGACCGCGCUGAUGCAGUGGCAUCCCUCAAAGCGGAGUUAGAGAUGCUGGACCGGGAUGUGGAGGAGUACCGAAAGCUCGUGAACGGUGUUGAUAUUACUGAUAUUGCAGGCGUAUACGUCGUGGGUGGCAGGCCACGACAUCGCGCUUUGGAGAUUGCGAAGGAGGACAAGAAGGAUCUGGAAGAAAGCUUGCGCUUGGUGGAGGAGCAUGUGAAGGAGAUUAGGGUCGACAUUGUGUACGGGUUUGAAGAGAUGGUGCAGCCUUGA
Molecule: messenger RNA, 414 nt
Organism: Alternaria arborescens
Lineage: Eukaryota; Fungi; Ascomycota; Dothideomycetes; Pleosporales; Pleosporaceae
Exons: 1
Coding region: 1-414 (137 amino acids)
Source: RefSeq, a predicted model, not a curated record